Molecule: messenger RNA, 827 nt
Organism: Photinus pyralis (common eastern firefly)
Lineage: Eukaryota; Metazoa; Arthropoda; Insecta; Coleoptera; Lampyridae
Product: chymotrypsin-1-like
Exons: 3
Coding region: 118-801 (227 amino acids)
Biological process (GO): proteolysis
Molecular function (GO): serine-type endopeptidase activity
Source: RefSeq, a predicted model, not a curated record
CGCAAAUAUAGAUAUGCACCAUUUCAGGGGGGUUUAUCUACCCCUCUCAAGGUGUAGGCAUAGGUAUAUAAGUGAAAAUUACCUAGCCAGUGCGUCCUCAAACAUUUAGACACCAAAAUGAAAUUGUUACUAGUUGUUCUUCUGGCAACCGGUGCCUCAGCUGCUCCACAUCGGGAUCUCGCACCCGAAGGAGCCUAUCCCCACCAGGUGUCGCUGAAAUUUCUCGACGUACACAGUUGUGGAGGGUCGAUAAUUGACGAAACGACAAUCCUCACCGCGGCUCACUGCGUUCAAAGCUUAAUACCUGAAUUCACCUCCGUUAUCGUCGGCACCAACCAUCUCCACUCGGGCGGGCACCAAUACGCGGUCACCAAGAUUUUACCGCACGACCGCUACGAUCCGAUCUUGGUCAAGAACGACAUCGCCUUGGUCACGUUGGAGAGGCCGAUUGAGUUCAACGGUCAGGUGAGGCCCAUCGAGCUGGAGACCGAGCACGUCGGCGGAGGCGUCGACUGCGUCGUCAGCGGUUGGAUGAGCGGCGAGGAUGCGGAAAGUUUGCAGCACAUCAAAUUGAAGACGAUCGAAAGCGUGACGUGCGCGACGUUCCUGAUCGACGACACGCAGAUUUGCGCGAAAAGCGCCGAAGAAAGGGCGCACUGUAGCGCCGACUCCGGAAACCCGCUGGUCACCGACAAGCAAAUCGGUAUUGCCUCCUUCGGCAGUUUGUGUAACGAAGGCAGUCCGGAUGUUUAUACGAGGGUGUCUGCUUAUGAGAGGUGGAUUGAGAAGAGUAAACGAUGAUUUUUGAAUAAAAUGUUUUAAAAGCC